Molecule: messenger RNA, 948 nt
Organism: Eubalaena glacialis (North Atlantic right whale)
Lineage: Eukaryota; Metazoa; Chordata; Mammalia; Artiodactyla; Balaenidae
Product: apoptosis-enhancing nuclease-like
Exons: 1
Coding region: 16-948 (310 amino acids)
Cellular component (GO): nucleus
Molecular function (GO): exonuclease activity; nucleic acid binding
Source: RefSeq, a predicted model, not a curated record
GGUGAGCUGAUUGGGAUGGUGGCCCGGGAAGCUCCUGAGUCUGCCCAGUGCCUGUGCCCUUCCCUGGCCAGCCUGAACGCCAAGGAUGUGCUUCAGAGGAAACACGAGAGGAAGAGCCGACAGCACCAGCGGUUCAUGGCCCAGAAGGCCUUGCUGCAGGAGCAUGGGUUGCGGAGCACACCCCCGGAGCCAGGGUCCUCCCCAGGCACCGAAGCCGCCAGCAGCGUGAGGCAGCGUCCAAGGGCUGAAUCUGGAGGUGCCCCACGCAGCAGAAAGCCCCCCCCCAGAGAAUCUGCUCGGCCCUUGCCCAGCAAGUGCGUGGCUAUCGACUGUGAGACGGUGGGCACGGGACCCCGAGGGCGGGUGAGUGAGCUGGCCCGCUGCUCCGUGGCGAGUUACCACGGUGAGGUCCUCUACGACAAGUACAUCCAGCCUGAGAUGCCCAUCGUGGACGACCGCAUUCGCUGGAGCGGCAUCACCAGGCAGCACAUGCGCAAGGCCAUCCCCUGCCAGGUGGCCCAGAAAGAGAUCCUCAGGCUCCUGAAGGGCAAGGUGUUGGUGGGGCACGCCCUGCACGAUGACUUCCAGGCCCUCAAGUACAUCCACCCUCGGGGCCAGACCCGGGACACCACUUACGUCCCCAGCCUCCUCAGCCAGCCCAGCCUCCACGCCCGGACCCGCGUCUCUCUCAAGGACCUGGCCCAGCAGCUGCUGCACAAGAAAAUCCAGGUGGGCCAGCACGGGCACUCGUCGGUGGAAGACGCCGUGACGGCCAUGGAGCUCUACCAGCUGGUGGAGGUGCAGUGGGAACAGCAGGAGGCCAGCAGCCUCCAACCCCACCCUGAGGACGGAGAGCCCGACAGCAGCACAGACAUGGACCAGUAUAUGGGGGACCCGGCCCAGGGCGCCAGCAGAGGAACAGGGGAGGCACCGGGCAGAAUGGAGUGA